This is a messenger RNA of Chanos chanos (milkfish), 2393 nucleotides long. RefSeq names its product syntaxin binding protein 6 (amisyn) (gene stxbp6). The transcript has 7 exons. The record is from RefSeq and is a predicted model, not a curated record. Gene Ontology annotation, cellular component: exocyst; plasma membrane. NCBI's taxonomy places the organism in Eukaryota, Metazoa, Chordata, Actinopteri, Gonorynchiformes, Chanidae. Gene Ontology annotation, molecular function: phosphatidylinositol-4,5-bisphosphate binding. The coding region runs from base 413 to 1045 and encodes 210 amino acids. Gene Ontology annotation, biological process: regulation of SNARE complex assembly; Golgi to plasma membrane transport; exocytosis.
GCUGUGAACCACCUGGCUCAAGAGGCGAGAACUCGAACCGUUAGAGGAGAAAAGCCAAGCUCUGACUGACUUAGACGUCUCUGUUUCGUGGCUUCGCGAAGUAUCGCUUUUGCGAUAUGCGAAAUGCUAUCGUUCAGUUGUAGAUAACAGUAUCAAUUUAGAUCUGAAAGUUGGUGGACUGCAGUUAACAAGUCACAUCUGGCUAAAAUAUAAAGCUACACGUGGAGCGAAAGACAGCCGUUCCAGAAAGUGGGUCCUUGGGAAUCAUAUGCAUUCCAUGCCAGUCAUAUUCCUCUGAUCCGUGUGCAAAGCUCUCUCUUCUGCCCGUGGUUCUGAAAGACUGUCUUUGUCUGGCUGCCUGUGAAGAGCUGAACACAUCUACUCUGGCACCUGCCCCUGACACCUCUCCACCAUGAGUGCCAAAUCAGCCAUCAACAAGGAGGUCUUCACCCCCCAAGAUGAGAAGAUGCUUGUGGCUGUACAAGUGAAAAGAAGGACCAAGAAGAAGAUUCCAUUCUUGGCCACAGGGGGACAGGGAGAUUACGUUACCUACAUCUGCCUAUCAGUGACCAACAAGAAACCCUCCCAGGUGUCUAUCACGAAGGUCAAACAGUUUGAAGGUUCUUCGUCUUUUGUCCGGAGAUCGCAGUGGAGCAUCGACCAACUUCGACAGGUGAACGGCAUCGACCCGAAUCGAGAUUGUCCCGAGUUCGACCUCAUGUUUGACAACGCCUUUGACCAGUGGGUCGCAGGCUCCGCCGGUGAGAAAUGCACAUUCGUUCAGGUCCUUCACCACACCUGCCAGCGGCAUAGCACAGACAGGAAGCCAGAAUUUGUCAACUGUCAGUCCAAACUGCUUGGAGGUAACAGCAUCCUACACUCUGCAGCUGACAGUGUGAGCAGUGCUGUGCAAAAAGCCAGUCAGGCCCUCAACGAACGCGGCGAACGCUUGGGUCGCGUGGAGGAGAAGACCGGCGACAUGAUGAACAGCGCUCAGCAGUUUGCAGAUACGGCACACAAGUUGGCCAUGAAACACAAGUGUUAAACCAUUGCCAUAUCCUGGAAGAUCUGCCAACGGCGCCUUCCACUUGUACAGUGGCCCGAAUUUCACAUUUUAUCGUUCUUUUUUAAAAUGUUUUAAGGUUUUAACAAGAUCAGUAUUUUAACUAACAACUGUUGUCAAUUUUGUGGUCCACCUGAGAUAUCUGUGCCCUCGAGCACUGAAGAUUUGAAUGCGCUGAAGAGAGAAAGAAAUAGUCUAUUCUACAGAGCCUUGAGUUUACUGAGAUCAUCUCUCCUUUCUGCCUCUCGUCAAGCACCAAAUAUCGGGGAAGUCUUGGGAGGGACUGUGACGCUGUGGGUUGGGAAGAUGGCGCACUGUGUUAGUGAGCCAUCAGACAGAAUUUCCUUCAGACAGACAAGUGUUCCUUUCUCAUUCUUUGUCACAUGUGUGGCAGUUUCAUUCUUGUUGAAGGGAACUAGGCUAGGACCAACUGUCUGUCUGCUUCAUUUCAGACUAGUAUUUUCAAAUACGCUUUCGAAGGUUGUAUGAUGAGUGUGAAGAGGGGGACAGUUGGUGAACAUUGUGUACAUCUGGAGGGAUGUGUUCAUUAACAGAUGUGCUUUAUUUCUCAGAAAGGGUCCCGACUAAAAUCCCCUCUCUAGUUUGACUGAGAAUUGAUUCUGUUGUCUAAUAUGGACACUGACAUGAAAGGAUGGAGUGACAUAGUGAAUACCAUCCAUGGUUUUGUGUUGUAGGCUGCUUGCAUUUCAAUCCACCAUGGACAAAAUAUCAAACUGCAUCAUAGUCCCUAAGACAUCUAAUUCAUUCUGCUAGUUACUAAUGAAGUUCAGGUGAUAACAUUUUAGUAGAAAUGAGAGAAACCAGUAACAGCCAUGUUAUUAAGGGAUACAGUAAGUGUCUUACAGUAAUUACUCGUAUAAUUGAAAGAGAUGUUCUUAUCAAUGUUAGACAUUUUCAUCCUUCUUUGAAACCAAAAGAGCUGUAAAGUGUGUGUUUUUUUUGUUGACUUCACAUGUUAAUGAGCCAAAUAUGAAUACUUGAUACAUGUAAAUAGAUAGUUAAAACCAACACUUUUUCUUUUUUCUGUUUUUUGCUUUCCUUUUGUUCUGAAAAAAUGCCAGUCAUUGCUUUGCCUCCUCAGAUCCUUCAAUUUCACUAGAGUCAGCAUUUGACAUGCUGAAAUUGGGUGUAAUGAUAUAUGAGCCGGAAGUAUAGAAAAACAUAUAUGUGAAAGAUACCAUAAGGGACUAGAGUUCUGAAGUGACUAACUGUAAAAUAAUUACCAUGCUAUACUGCCAUUUUAAAUGGAUGUUAGUGGCUGAAAAUGAUAACUCUGUUCUCAGAUCAGAUACGGUAUGUAGUGUCACAU